UCGUGCUGCAAGUUUUAUAUACGAGGCUGACAAGUACCAUAAAACGUAAUUGUGGCGGCAAACAGCUGUAGAGUGCGUGUAUAGCUGCCAGACAGAGAGUGUUUGUGGAACCACUUGAUUAAAAGCAGCUACGAACAUGCACCCUUUAUAUGGAGAAAACCAGAACUAUUACCACUAUGCCGGAUAUCCACCUAUGGCGAUGAACUCUAUGAUACAUUCAAACAAUGGUGUCCUCCCUCAACAAGUUCUACCUGACCACUAUUCGAACCCACGGUUACGUCACUCACCUUAUCCACCUCUAACACAGCACCCAUCUCAACCCGCAGUUAAAGAUAUGGUCAAACCACCUUACUCCUACAUAGCUCUCAUUGCCAUGGCAAUUCAGAACUCCCCCGAAAAGAAGAUAACCCUAAAUGGGAUUUACCAAUUUAUAAUGAAUCGGUUUCCCUUCUACCGAGAAAACAAACAAGGCUGGCAAAACAGUAUUAGGCAUAACUUGAGCUUAAACGAGUGUUUUCUGAAAAUUCCACGGGACGACAAGAAGCCGGGAAAGGGAAGUUACUGGACUUUAGACCCGGAUAGCGUGAACAUGUUUGACAACGGCAGCUAUCUUCGAAGACGCAGAAGGUUCAAGAAGAAAAAUGCGCUUCUGGAGAGACAAGACGGUGAAGGGUCUAAGACGGCCCCGGAGAAACAGCUUAAAAGUGAGUCAGGAGGGAAAAGAGAAGAAAAUCCUGCGAAUAAAGACCCAAUACGACGAAAGAAAGGAUUAAAAGACACUCAACCAGAUCAACGUGAGCACUCAGACAAAACAAAGAACACCGUUAACUCUAACCAUAACACUUCAACCGGUGAAAACGAUACAGUGCUUAACGUAUCCGGGGCAAGGUUUCAGCUCUCCCCUGCAUCCGUCUCUCCGCCUAGUGACAUUCAUCUUUUCAAGAAGUCUCCCAAAUCCGAGCCCUUGGAAGACUUUGGCCUUCCGUCGUGUAUGCAGCAAAGAUCGAGAAACUGUGAAUACGAAACCAAAUUAAAUAACUCUUCAACUGGUUCGCCUAGUUCGACGUUACUUAGCAACACUUUGUCCGAGGACUCUUUGGACUCAACGUGCGCUGGUAACUUUACAGUGAGCACCUUAAUGUCACCUAGAGAACAGUCUCCAGUCAUCGGUUCCGUUUCCUCUGCGGAUUCUUCUCCGGGUUUGGUGAAUUCAGCGGCACAGAACGAAACCUUAAUGCUACCUUACAGUCGUAAGACCAUGUAUUCCUGCGGUGUGAUGGGUAAUUUCCCCGCCUGUAAUGGAUCCCCAUCGGCUGUCGACUACAGCUGCACGGCAUCUCCUGGAGUUUACCAGACUGAUAAUACGGGUCUCUGUCCGGCGCUCGAGAACUUAUCAAGCGCACAUGAAUCCUGCAACCAGACAGGGACAGCCACGGGUCAUUGCUUUGGGCCUAACAGCGGUUUAUUAGCCGGAAUGUCUGUUCAAGAACCCUACGCGUCUUCGGACCGAAAUAUGUCAGUUUCGAAUAGUUGGUACUCCUUAGUCCCAGUGUCUGAGUCUACGGUUUCCGCCGACCAGGCCUUUUCUUCUGAAGUCUUCUCAACCGUUAACGGAUUCUCCUGUGUCCGAGAUAUGUUCGAGUCGCAGCGGCUACUGGCUACUACAUCCUCCGUUAACCCAAGCUGUCAGAUGAACUUCACAAGCGGCAUUGGAACCUACCCAGCUAGGUCGGUAACAUCAAACUAUUAUGACUGUGGCAGGUUUUAG
This is a messenger RNA of Limulus polyphemus (Atlantic horseshoe crab), 1768 nucleotides long. RefSeq names its product forkhead box C1-A-like. Gene Ontology annotation, biological process: regulation of transcription by RNA polymerase II; cell differentiation; anatomical structure morphogenesis. Bases 137 to 1768 code for a protein of 543 amino acids. NCBI's taxonomy places the organism in Eukaryota, Metazoa, Arthropoda, Merostomata, Xiphosura, Limulidae. Gene Ontology annotation, molecular function: DNA-binding transcription factor activity, RNA polymerase II-specific; RNA polymerase II cis-regulatory region sequence-specific DNA binding. The transcript has a single exon. The record is from RefSeq and is a predicted model, not a curated record.